This is a messenger RNA of Cydia strobilella, 6747 nucleotides long. Its product is annotated as inactive dipeptidyl peptidase 10. NCBI's taxonomy places the organism in Eukaryota, Metazoa, Arthropoda, Insecta, Lepidoptera, Tortricidae. Gene Ontology annotation, cellular component: plasma membrane. Gene Ontology annotation, biological process: proteolysis. The record is from RefSeq and is a predicted model, not a curated record. The transcript has 18 exons. The coding region runs from base 116 to 2923 and encodes 935 amino acids. Gene Ontology annotation, molecular function: serine-type peptidase activity.
AUCAUCUUCAAGUAUAAUCUAUCACAUAGUCACUGUUAUAUUCUCUAUUAAAAACCUUACAAACCCUUUAGAUUUAAAAACUAAAAUGACAAUAUAGUGAAAACCAAAAAACAAAAUGGCGUCCUCAAACGGCAAAGACUCUAAAAUGACGGCGUCAAUAGACAGCCUAAAACUGUCAAGUAAAAACACCUCAGUGUGUUCGUCGAAGCAUGCAUCGUCAGAGUCCGUGUUGUCCAGGAGAGACAAGGACAGCAUACAGAUGCAGGAGUGUAAGAAGAAACUGUUGAACGAGCAGAUUAUCAUAAGGGAUGAGAAUGUGGUGCUGCGGUCGCCCGCGCAGAAGAAGAUCGUCAUGCCACCUACUGUCAACCCUGAGGAGCUAGCAGCUUCAACGCCGACCCAACGCAACUGGCGCGGGAUCCUCAUAGCACUGCUAGUCAUCGCGGCAGUACUGGGCCUGAUUGUGUUCAGUAUCGCGCUGCUAACGCCGGCUGGUGACGGUGGAAGGGUGCGCGGGCGUCGGCCAACGCUGCAUGAGCUGCUUCAGGAACAUUACAAGCCGUUUAAUGGGACUUGGCUGUCAGAUGAGGAGCUGGUAUUUCGGGACCGCUGGGGCGGGCUCACGCUGUUCAACGUACGCAACUUCACCACAAGGCUGCUUAUGAACAACUCCACUUUUAGAGAGCUAAACGCGGUAGACUUUAAAGUGUCGGCGGACCUCAAGUUCGUGCUGCUGGUGUCGGACGUGAGACCGGGCUGGCGGCACGCCAGGCUCGCCAGAUACCACGUCUAUGACGUCAUCAACAGGAAUAAGAUCCCUAUAUCGCCAGUCGAAGAUGACCGAACAGCGCCACUCCUGCAGUACGCGGAAUGGUCCCCUACUGGAUCUAGCCUGGUCUUCGUUCAUGACAACGACAUCUACUACAAGCCCAGAGUGCUCAAAACACUGGUGUGCCGAAUUACCAAUAAUGGUGUUCCUGGGGUGAUCUUCAAUGGCGUCCCGGACUUCCUGUACGAGACGCAAGUCCUGCGGCUGGAGCGCGCGCUCUGGUUCAGUCCUGAUGCGCAGACGCUGCUCUACGUCAGCUACAACUGCUCGUUGGUGCACCAGCACCAGUAUCCUUGGUAUGGGCUGGAGGAACAAGAGCCUCCGGCCUACCCGGCUAUUAGGACGCUGAGGUACCCCAAGGUGAAUACGAACAAUCCAGUGGCGACGGUAUACGUGGUCAGUUUGAAGACGCCCAAGUUCCUAUUCCCACACGCGAUACAGUUCACUCCGCAAAUUGACAAAGACUGGUACGUCCGCUGGACGGCGUGGACAUCGGAGCGGCAGCUGGCGGUGCUGCUGCUGAACCGCGCGCAGAACGUCUCCGUCAUCAGCGCCUGCAGCGCCACCAACUACAACUGUCAGGACAUAAUCCGGGACGAGUCCGACGGCACCCGCUGGUCCGGCCUCGGCGCUGAGCCAGAGCCCGACUGCGGCUGGUGCGGCGGCUCGGCGCUGCUCGGCGGACGCACGGCGCUCUUCACCAGCGCGCCUGUCAGCGACCGCGGCGGGGCGUGGCGACACGCUGUGCGGGUUGGCCCGGACGGGAAGACUAGCGUCACGCAGGGGCCGUUCGAAGUGACCCAGUUGAUGGGUUGGGACGAGGGUAGGAAGCUACUUUACCUAAUGGGCACUGCACCAGAAAAAGCAGGCGAGCGACACUUGUACCGCGUUCGAAUAGCCGAUGACGGCACUUGGCCGGCGCCUCACUGCCUCACGUGUCCGGACUCAGCCCCUCUGCCGCCUGACGAGCCGCCGCCACCUACCAGUGAGGAACCGCCGUUGCAGGAGCCAGAAAACUCGACGUCGCCGCUGCCGGCAUGGCCGACGUCGACGGUGCUGCCACACGUGUCCGAGGAGAACGACUCACUGCCCGUCGAGUGUCUUUACAACCGAGUCAUCUUUAGCAGAAACUUCUCUUACUAUGUCCAGGAGUGCCUGGGUCCUGGACCACCCACCAUCUUCCUAUGCGCAUCCAACGGAGAGCGUCGCUCGGUGUUGUGGGACGGGGCCCCGCUGCGGCAGAAAUUUGCCGCGCUGGCCGUGCCACAAGCCAAGGUCUUCAGAGUCGAGGUGCAAGCGAACAGGGAGGCGCGUGUGAGACUCUACCUGCCGCCAGGGUUCCGAGAGACCGACGAUCUGCCGCUGCCACUCGUGCUGCACGUGUCAGCGGAACCAGGAGGGCAGCUGGUGACGGAACAAUGGAAUCCCGGGUGGGGAUGGUACCUUGCAGCCGCGCGUAAUUUCAUCGUGGCUGAAAUUGAUGCGAGAGGCUCUGGUGGGCAGGGAGAGGAACUCAGAACUGAAAUAUAUCACAAGCUGUUGUCGGUUGAUGUAGAAGAUCAAAUUGCCGUUUUAUCGUACCUCCGCGACAACCUGAAGAUGGUGGACGGCGGGCGCGUGGGCGUGUGGGGGCGCGGGUACGGCGCGGGCGCGGCGGCCGCGCUGGUGGCGGACGACGCGCGCAACGUCACGCGCUGCCUCGCCGCUCUAGCGCCUGUCACCGACCUGCGCCACUAUAAUUCAUUCUGGACGGAGCGAUACGCGGGCUACGGCGCGCACUGGGCGGGCGCGCUGGGAGCCAGCGCAGUGUGGCGUAAAGCAGGCAACCUUCCACCCCGCCGACUGCUACUGGCUCAUGCUACAGCUGACCUCGCCGCACCGCAGGACCACGCACUGGCGCUCGCUCGGGCGCUGAUACGAGCCGGAGCUGUUUAUACACACCAGAUUUACCCCGACGAAGGCCACAACUUCGAGCGCUCCACCAUCCACCUGCACAAGUCCAUGGAACAAUUCUUCGACGAGUGCUUCGGGCCCGUCGAGGUCGCCGACUGGGACGUCGGCGGGGUGGGGGGACUCUUCCCCUUCCGUGACUAGUGCGAGGAGGGGGGGUUCUUAUCUUGCUAGAGCUGAGCUUGCUUCCUCUCUUAGGAGUGAUGCUGAGCUCUCUCUUGUAACUAGUGCUGUCUUUAGAGGUUUAUCCUCUCUUGCCACUAGUCUGGUGCUGAAGGACCCUCCCUCUUUCGAAUAUAGUGGGCAUCAAUGACUCUAACACUAAUGCUUCUAUAAAGAUAAUUUUGUUUCUUGUGACUAGUGUGGUAUCAAGUUCCUCCUAAAACAACUACUGAUACUGGAACAAAAUGAUUGCUGCUUUCGUAAACGUGCAGUGUGUUUACAACUCAAAAAAUUUAAUAGUGCAAAAACCCAUAGCAAAGAAAUCUCCGUAAUAUACUAAUAUGAUCCGGAACAGAACUCCGUCAUUUCUGAACUGAUUUGGAAAAUCAUCACUACCUAUUUGAAAGAUAUAUUCAAACAGAGAAACACUGGGUAGUUUCUAGGAAUGUAAGAAAUGAUUGAAACAUUAAUUAAAACGAAUCUCAAUUGAUUCUAAACAUACCUGUGUGUGUACCUAAUGUAAUUUAAUGUCAAAAUAUUAUUGGUGGCAAAAAACAGAUGGCAUUGUACACGUAUUGAAAAAAUUUGUAGAAUGGAAAAAAAUGGAAAGAUAAAUUAAACGCUUCCAAAAUAAAAGAAAGUUGGGUAUUGAAAGGCAAAAACGAUGCAGCAUUAUUUAUUUUCAAGAAGAUAGAAACGUGGACUUUUGAGAAAUUAAAGAACCGUGAACCAUUUUCCUAUUAAUAAGGUGGUUUUAAUGAUGUUUCCUGAUAUUUAAAUCUAGCCUAUCGAGUUUAAUCUUGUAAACGAUACGAUUAUUCAGAUGUCGUUGUUAUAUAUUUGUUAGGGUGCAAAUAAUAAAUGGUUACGAUAAUUCCUCUUAUCUUCUAUUUGUCACUAAAAUUAGUGAAUGUGUUCAUUGUUAAUAACUUGAGAAACCGGAAACCUAAAAACGUUCAAGACUCAGAGAAGUUAACAUUCAACGUAAAAAAAACUCGUGAAGAUUUAGAAAAAUACAUUGUAGAAUGAAUAAAGUUAGAUUUUCAGGGCUUUUAGCUAGUUUGGCCCCGAAAUUUGUCCUGGAUUAUUAAAACCAAGGCACAGUGAUGUUUGUGUCUAGAUUAUACAAUUAUGUACUGAACAUGGCAUAAUUUUGACCAAAACUUUAAGAUAGUUAAGAGAUGAGGUAGAAAAUCUGUUAAUAAUAUUGGUGCCAUUCGUGUUCCCAUAACGAUAUAUCUGGUCUAGUCUUCUUAAGGUUUUGGUCAAAUUAUAGCUUGAUCUAUUUCUAAGAUUGGCUUUAAAAAUAUAUAAUAACUACUAUCAGUUAAAAUACAAAUAUCAGUUUUAAUAAUAUGAUUCAAUAUGAUUCAAAAUAUUUACGGUUUUGGUUAGUUGAGGACCAAAAUCCAAUUAACUUUUAUUUGAAUGACAUUUUUAAACAAAAUGAAGCCAAACUUGCACUUCCAAGAGAAUUGGAUUGAUAAAUCUUUGUGUGAUAAAUAUUUAAGGUGUAAUAUCAAUGGCUGUUUCAAGUACAUAUAAGAAUAAUUUUUAGUUUUCCCUUUACUAGAUUGCACCAAAAGGGUGGGUAAUAAAUGUAUUUGAGUUUAUAAGUUUUUUUUUAUAUAUUGCGUGUAGUCUAAAUGGCAUUAUGGAUGUCGUCAUCAUUAAUAAUGAGAUGUCUUAAGAUUAAUUAAAUCGCUUAUUAUUGGCGGUUUUUGGAUAAAAAACAACCAGUAUUAUUUAUUAUUUUCUCAUAACUUUACAUAGUUUUUCGUAACAAUAACUACAUGUAAAACAUUUUUCUAGUUGUAUCCUUAUUUGAAAGAAUGUUGAAGAUUGUGGAUAAAUCCAAACCUUUGAAGCCUAAAUGUUAGACUUUAUUGUAAAACAAUAAAAUAAAGUACGACGGUUAAAAUAGAUAUUUAAAGAGAUAAAUGUAGUAUUUUAUUAGAUGUUUAAAUUGAACUCAAGUUUGUGAACAGAUUGACGAAUAAUCCUCACUUACUGCGAAAUCAAUUGUUCACCGGCUUGACGAUGGGAUAACAACUCCCGUAAAUUUUCUUAUGAUUAUUAUAAGGAAGGAAAUUCUAUUUUAUCGUGUAAUGUAUCAAGAUCUUUAUCUAUACUAUUUCUAUGUCGCUUUCAAUGUCAUCGUAAAAUAGCUUUAAAUAUAGUUCCCUUAAAUCCUUACCUUGAUAAGAAAGUCUUUAUUAUACAAACGACUUUUUAGUCUGUACACGGUCCUACCACAGUGUAAAAAGUAACAGUGGACCGACGCCUUUGAUGUUGGCGUAAAUGCCGACACCGCACAAGAACACAAUAGGGUUGUCACAGACUUUUACACAACUGGCCAAGACACACACUUGAAUUACUAUAAAACACGCUAGCCGUGUAAGUAGUACCGAGCUACUAACAAAGGCGAUGUAUGCACCUCGGGUGCGCGCGGUACACCCGCACGAUUGCCCUGUCUAUACGGCUUCGUCGAAUGGCUGUAUUGUUUUAUAGACUGUGGUCCUACCGUCGUCCAUUGAAAUUAAAAUGUAUUUUACUAGCGACCCGCCCCGGCUUCGCACGGGUGCAAUGCUGAUGUAUUAUACAUAUAAACCUUCCUCUUGAAUAACUUUAUCUAUUAAAAAACCGCAUCAAAAUCCGUUACCUAGUUUUAAAGAUCUAAGCAUACAUAGGGACAGACAGACAGCAGGAAGCGACUUUGUUUUAUACUAUGUAGUGAUUACCAUUGGACAGCUGCAAGUCCGUUGAAAAGCAAGCAAGUGUUAUUUCUGAGUACUGUACUUUAAAGUCAUUUGUAAAAUAGAGAGUAACUAAUAGAUUGUACGAGUAACUUACACCCACAUUGACUUUAAACCGCCUAAAAUUCUCAAUAUCUACAUUCUAUUUUUGCCACAAACAGACGAGUCGAUGGGGGAUAAAUAUCAAAAAGUAUAAAACUUUACCUAAUAAUUGAAAUAACCUAGGUAUCUUACUCAUUUCGAGGUAUUUCGUAGACGAACUGUUCGAAAGCAGCUUUCGACACCGAUUAGAACGAUGCAUGAUCGGUGAUUGAUAUCAAACAGAAUUAUUUUGUUUCCUACUUGUUGUUGCAUUUAUAUUAAAUAUCCGUAUUUUUGGAAUAUUCAAAUGAAAUGUUUGUAAUAAGUAGGUAUGCAGUAAAGUUUUGUCUGCGUUUGCCUCAAACAUACCUAGAAAGUUGCCGAGAUUUGAUCUUUGUGUAAAUUAGAACUUCUGGAAAAAAAUCGAAUUGCACAUCAGAAUAUAAAAAAACAUCAAAAAGAUAUGGAAAACAGAUAGAAAUAUUUGAAUGGUAAGUCUCGGCGAUUAACUGUAGUCUACUAAUUCUACCCUUACAUUGAGUUACGAGUAGCUAAGCUAGUCUUAUCUCUAGUCAUUUUAUUUCUCUAAGAACUAUAACUAGGUGUCGAGGUUUUUAGAUCUCAUUGUUUUGGAUAGGUAUAAUUUUCGUUGAAAAGUUUUUUAUAUGACAUUUUUUUACUCAUAUUAUCAGGAGAAUUUAGAAUAGAAUCAGGAAAAAACUAGUUUCAGAAAAAAAAAUGUUUUCAAAUUUGAAUAAGUUGUAACAUUGAAAUAGUUAUAUUACGUAUUAUUUUGGUUCUGUUCAGUGUCAAGAGAAUCAUAUUCUAUAUAAUAUAGUAUAGAUACGUAAAGUGAUAUAUGUUCAUAUAUACCUACAUGUUACAUGUCUUAACAACACUCAGUGGAUAUAUUGUUUGAAUUUAUGUUGAAUUGUUGUUUCAUAUAAAACAAUAAAAAGUUGUUCCCAA